This is a messenger RNA of Hordeum vulgare subsp. vulgare (domesticated barley), 1350 nucleotides long. Its product is annotated as S-adenosylmethionine carrier 1, chloroplastic/mitochondrial-like. NCBI's taxonomy places the organism in Eukaryota, Viridiplantae, Streptophyta, Magnoliopsida, Poales, Poaceae. The record is from RefSeq and is a predicted model, not a curated record. Gene Ontology annotation, molecular function: S-adenosyl-L-methionine transmembrane transporter activity. Gene Ontology annotation, biological process: transmembrane transport. Gene Ontology annotation, cellular component: mitochondrial inner membrane. The transcript has 11 exons. Bases 246 to 1118 code for a protein of 290 amino acids.
CCAAUCUAAUCCAAUCCGCCAAGGAAAACCCUUCUCUUCUUCUUCCUCCUCCUCCCAAAUCCACCCUUGUCCCUAACCCCCCUUCCCUCCUCUCCUCUCCUCUCAGCUGCGGCUCAAGCUUCCUUCUUUUACCCUCCAGACCCCGCGCGCGGAGGCAGCAGAGCGGUCAGCUGCGGCUCAAGCUUCCUCCUUUACCCUCCAGACCUCGCGCGCGGACGCACCAGAGCGGCGGCGGGCAGGCAGGCAUGGGCGCCAGCGGGGGCGGGGAGGACAAGCCAUUCAAUUUCCUCCAGAUCCUCUGCGAGGGCGUCAUAGCCGGAGGCACCGCCGGGGUCGUGGUGGAGACGGCGCUCUACCCCAUCGACACCAUCAAGACCAGGCUUCAGGCUGCUCGAGCUGGAAGUCAAAUUCAAUGGAAAGGCCUGUAUUCCGGAUUAGGUGGAAAUCUUGUCGGUGUUCUCCCGGCUUCUGCUCUGUUUGUGGGGAUAUACGAACCAACUAAACGGAAGCUACUGGACAUGUUUCCUGAAAAUUUGAGUGCUGUUGCUCAUCUUACUGCAGGUGCUGUUGGAGGGUUGGGUGCUUCUCUCAUUCGUGUCCCCACAGAGGUGGUCAAACAAAGGAUGCAAACUGGUCAAUUUAGGACUGCGCCUGAUGCUGUUCGUCUGAUAGUUGCCAAGGAAGGAUUUAGAGGCCUUUUUGCUGGUUAUGGUUCAUUUUUACUUCGAGAUCUUCCGUUUGACGCUAUUCAAUUCUGCAUAUAUGAGCAACUUCGAAUUGGUUACAAGCUUAUGGCAAAGAGGGAGCUGAAGGAUCCAGAGAAUGCACUCAUUGGUGCUUUUGCCGGUGCGAUUACUGGCGCUAUAACAACACCCCUCGAUGUUCUGAAGACAAGGUUGAUGAUUCAGGGGCAAACAAAGCAAUACUCUGGAAUUGUAAGCUGUGCUAAGACGAUCUUGAGAGAGGAAGGUCCCGGCGCCUUUUUGAAGGGCAUCGAGCCGCGAGUUCUGUGGAUCGGCAUCGGCGGGUCCAUCUUCUUCGGCGUGCUGGAAAAGACCAAGUCGGUGCUCGCUGAGAGGAGCAGCCGCAAGGCUGUGCUGGCGGAGAAGGACAAGUGAACCAACCAACAAAUCAAUUGUGCAUCCUAUGCUGAGUGAACCCACCAUUUACCCGUUCCUUUAACCUCAAGUUUUGCUCCAAUUUUGUGUUGGGCAGUGCUUCUUCUUCCAGAACCAUAGAGCAUACAAUCAGUUUCAAGAGUUUGUUUCAGACGUCGGUUAUCGUUAUGAUCCUGUAUGAAUCCCUGUAAACAUUACUGUCCUUUAAUAAAGUUACCCGUUUGUUCUAAAA